AGAUGAUUUUAUUAUCAUUUUGUCGUCCGCGUAGGAGGAGGAUCAUGAUCAUCAUCUGUUUGGUGGUAUAAACUUUAUCCAUACUGAUUGUAAAUGUUAUCAUAUGAAGAUAGAUAGGCGAUACUUUGUACAAGUAAAAUGAAUUUUCGGUCAGUUUUCGGCGGUCGAGCGUCAGAGGGCUAUUCAGCUGAACGAGUGCAAGCUGAAACCUUAUCAGAAGAUGAAGAGGAAUUAGACGGCAAGAUGGGCAAAACACGACGAUCAUCUACAGGUGGACUGUCGCCCUCACCUGGCGGUCCAUUCUCAGCUCUUAUACCAUCUAUGUGGCCUCAGGAUAUUCUAGCACAAUUAGCAGAGACUGAAGACUCGAGAGGCCCAUCCGAAUUUCGAUAUGAUGAGUUUGGUUUUCGAGUAGAAGAAGAGGAUGGUGCUGAGCCAAAUUCUAGUAAACUUCUAAGCGAGCCGUUUAUAGAGGAACCACAGUACCGCCUGAAAUGGGUUGCAUACUUUGAGUUUUCGCACAACACAGAGGUUGGGGACUUCACGUGGGACCAGGUGGAUCUUAAGCUUCCAUUAACAGACAAGCUUCGGGGUAUGAUCAAGUCCGGUAUCCCACAUAGCAUGCGCCCUCAACUUUGGAUGCGAUUCUCCGGUGCUUUACUAAAAAAGAAAGAAAGUGAAACCACAUAUAAGGAAGUGAUAAAGGCCAGCAGUGGUGAUCACACAUUAACAGCGAAACAAAUUGAAAAGGAUUUACUUCGUACGAUGCCAAGCAAUGUAUGUUUUAGUUCAAAGCACUCAACAGGUGUCCCGCGGUUACGGCGGAUCCUGCGGGCCCUUGCGUGGCUAUACCCAGACAUUGGCUAUUGUCAAGGCACAGGCGUUAUGGCAGCCUCGCUGCUCUUGUUCCUCGAAGAAGAGGAUGCGUUCUGGAUGAUGUGUGCAAUAAUAGAAGAUUUGGUACCAGCAUCGUACUACUCCACUACUUUACUCGGUGUCCAGGCUGACCAAAGAGUGCUGCGACAGUUGCUAGUCAGUUACCUUCCCCAGCUCGACAAGCAGCUUCAAAAUCAUGACAUAGAGCUGUCACUGAUAACCUUACAUUGGUUUUUGACGGCAUUUGCUAGUGUAGUACACAUCAAGGUACUACUCAGUAUUUGGGACAUGUUCUUUAGUGAGGGAUCUGUUGUACUCUUCCAAGUGGCACUGGGUAUGCUUAAAAUGAAGGAAGAAGAAUUGCUUGAGUUGGAGAAUUCAGCACAGAUAUUCAAUGCCUUAUCAGAUCUUCCAGGAGAAAUUGAUGAUGUUCGGAAAUUGAUCAUGGUGAUGGAGGACAUAAGAUUGGUGUUCAUGCAAACGGAUUGUUUGCUAGAUCCCUGUGCCUUUUGCUUCGUUGGAAUGAAGACGUCUACCUCACUGACAGAUGUGGUUGUGGAUACCCAUCGCCGUAAACAUCUAGCUUAUCUAAUGGCUGACCAAGGUGCAAUUGUAAACCCAGAAAACACCACUAACCUACCUAAACAGCAUUUGAACAAGAGGCAUCUGCACAGGCGGAAAUCCUUCACAGGACUUUUAUUCGGUCAGGAUGAAAAACCAGAAGACUUAAAAGCUAAGAACAUAAGACAAACAGAAUUGAUAACAGACCUACGAGAAGCUAUCUUACAGCUGGGUAGACACUUUCAACAAAUUGACCCAAAGAACACCAAAAUUAGCCUCCUUCCGGACUACAGUCUAGGAAGUCACCAAAAUGAUCACGAACAGUUUGUUGCUGUGUCGAGAACGAGGAGGAGGAGAGCAAAAGCACUCCUGGACUUUGAACGUCAUGACGACGAUGAACUAGGCUUCCGCAAAAAUGACGUGAUAACAAUAAUUUCACAGAAGGAUGAGCAUUGCUGGGUUGGAGAAUUAAAUGGACUCAGAGGGUGGUUUCCAGCAAAAUUUGUUGAACUUUUAGAUGAAAGAAGUAAAAUGUACACAAGUGCUGGGGAUGACACUGUCACAGAGGUCAUCACAGAUCUCGUCCGAGGAUCUCUCUGCCCAUGCCUGAAGCUAAUCUUUGGACAUGGCAUGAAGCAGCCGUCUACACUGGGUGGACCCUGCCAUCCAUGGCUCUAUAUAGAAGAGGCAGCAGCAAAGGAAGUUGAAAGAGACUUUGAUUCAGUGUACUCAAGAUUAGUGCUCUGUAAAACAUUCAGGCUGGAUGAAGAUGGUAAAGUACUAACUCCUGAAGAACUUUUGUAUCGCUCUGUGCAAGCCGUCAACUUGUCGCAUGACUCUGCACAUGCUCAGAUGGACGUCAAGUUUCGAUCACUGAUGUGCCUAGGAUUAAAUGAACAAGCACUUCAUUUGUGGUUGGAGUGUCUUUGCUCAUGUGAACAGAUUGUUGAGAAAUGGUACCAUCCAUGGUCGUUCAUGCGUAGCCCAGGCUGGGUCCAGAUCAAGUGUGAGUUAAGGGUGCUAUCAAAUUUUGCCUUCAACUUAUCUCAAGAUUGGGAGAUCCCAGUCAAAAAAGAGGGUGGCGUCCCCCUGAAAGACAGCGUGCGAGACAUGCUCAUCAAGCAUCACCUCUUCAGCUGGGAUCUUUGAACUCUGACCUUUGACCUUUCACCCUCUUCAAGUCUUCACUGCACUUCAGCGUUCGGAGCACUAUUACUGGAAUUAAUGUCACCUUCUUUAAUUUUAUUUCUCAUUGAUUUUAUUUUUUUUUUUGCAUAUUCAUUAAAAUAUUUGCAUAUCCACUGAAAUGUUUGCUAUGAAAAGUUAUAUCUUAAGUAUAGGCUGGUUUGAAAUUACAUUUCACCAUGUGUAUUUUAAUAUCUGAAUUUAAAAUCCAACCACUUUUUUUUUUCUUACGUUGCUUUAAAAAAUUCUGUUAACAAUCUAUUGCCUUAAUAUAUUUAUUCCAACUUGUUGGUUGUUUGUAAAUGUAUAAAAAAGAAAAAAAUCUACUUUAUAUGUAAUAUUAUCGUUUUAUGAAAUGUGAGAAAUUUCAGAUGGAUAGAGCAAAAAUAGCACAAUUCAUUGAAAGUUGAUUUGUGAAAUAUAUAGUAAUGUAAGACAUGAAACUAAGUGUGUGGUAUAUUAUAUACCUAUAUUUUUGGGAUCAUUUUUUGUAUUUUCAAAGAAACACUCUUCAUUUUUAGGUUCUAAGUCUUGAUUUUUUUUAAUGAUAUGCGGAAAGGACAGAGAUUUUAUAAAACCUUAAAUUUAUAAAAAGUUAAAUAAUAUAAAUUAAUGUAAAUUCCAAUAUAAAUUAAUAUAGAAAUUUAUAGAUAACAAAUAUAAAGUUCUAUGAAAUUAUUUUACAUUGUUUUUAAUUAAUUAUUUCAUUUAAUCUUCAUUUAUUCAUGUAAUCUAUAUAGUAAUUCAUUCAUGCAUUUUUCUACCUAAAUAUGGUCAUGAUGACAUCACAUCAUGACCAUAUAUAGACACAUCAUAUCAUGGGCAUACAAGUGUUUUUUAUCAAAGAAAAUUUGAUAAUCUGGAAAAAGCUUAAAGGCUCUUUAUGAUGCUAAGUUUCAAAUACUUAAAGCAAGUUUUUAAGUGUAGGGCCUACUACACUUAAGUUACUGAAACAUUGUAUUUCCUGAAAAAGUAUGACAAUGUUUUUGUAACACCAAAAUAGUACUUGCCUUUUAUUAAUGUUUAAUGUUUAUAUUUCUAGCCUUGAAGCCCCAUGUGUAAACUCCAAUGAAUACUACAGGUAUUAACUUCUGUGCAAUAAAGAUAGUUCUUGCACUAGUAUGCAGGGGGUGGGGGAACAACAGGGCCAAAAUUUUCACCCACAUCCAGACACUAAUUUAAGUUGUCAUACUAAAAAAAAUUUUUUUUUUUGCCAUUUCCAUUAAUUUUUUGCCAUUAAUUAAUUAUCAUAUAUAAUAUUGUAGUCUAAAAGCACAAAUUUUACCAUUCUAAACCACAAAAUGACUCUUUCAUGAACCCACCAAGGUAUUUAGUACCUUGCUGUGACAGGCCCAAUUGGUUCCGACACCCCUGUCUGAAUUGUUGGACCCAUUGUCUGCAGAUUUCUGGAGUAAUAUUAGAUUGGAUAGUAUCAUAAGAUAAUACUCAGGACACAGCACAUUUAAAAGUACUGUAGUUUCAGUCAUUUUAACACGAUCUCUCAGAGCCAUGAAGCAUUUUGUUUGUAACCAGAUAUAUAAAACGGAUUGAUGCAUUUGAAAUCUCAUGUUAUAUGUAGGCUGAAACUAGUUUGAAUGUGAAAUACAUAAUACAGAGAGGGAAAUAUGUCUGUUUAGACACAAGUAUUAUGUGAUUGUGUAUUAGAUGUCCACACUAUGAAGUCCUAUGUGGGAAAAUACUGUGAUUUGUCCAUAUCAUGUACAGUAUACUGUAUAUAUGGGUAUAUCAGUAGGAGUAAUAAAGUUUCUUUCUUUUAGGUUCAUUUCCAAAUUCAAGUCUUCCUCCAUUUAAGACCACUUUUGGGACUGGUUUUUUCAUGGUCUUUAGUAGCUUUGGUCUCUAAUUAGAAUAAUAAAGAUAAAAGACAUUUGUUAAUAUGGGACCACAGAAAAGUGGUCUUAAAUUGGAGGGGUCCUUAAUUAGAGGGAGAUUUGCAUGUAAAAUUUGAAAUUUUGGCUGAGCCCAUGGGAACCCAUGGCAGCCACAAUGCAGCGGCAAUACCAACAUGUUAUGGAUACAUUGUCCCUUAUCCUGGCUAAAGGCCUUUCAUACAGAGCUCCAAUUGCGGUAAGCAUGCUGGCAUUGGUUUCUGUCUUGAAAGGUCGAUACGCCAAUAUGCUGGCCUGCUUUAGGCCAACUUGCACCCUAGUAAUAUUGUAACGGUUUACUGGCUUGCUCUGUCUGAAAGUGUCUACUCGAUAUUGCAGCGUGUGCAUUUAUGCAAACACUCCGGUCUAAAUGCUCACCAAGUGUGGAAAAAGCUAAAACUUUCGUCGCACUUGCAACAGUUCUGAUGCAGGUUAUUUAUUUUUUCUUCUUCUUCAGUAACAAAAUUCAAAACCUGAUAGUAAUUUGUGGUGCAUCUCAUCUCUGAGCUUUAACUGUAGACCGCACAAUGUAACACAAUUUGCCAAUAGCUGGCUCUAAUUAAUGUAUAAAUGAAAUUUAUAGAGGCACAUUCUCCAACUCCAGGCAAAUGAUAUAGCCUAAAAUUACACAAAGCCUUGAAAAUGGCUUAUAGUUUCUAUUGUGGUCCAACUGAUUAAUUAAUACCUUGUAAAAUAUGCAUUCCUGUAUUCUAACUACAUUCCUUUUCACAUUAAAAAUAAAUAUGUCAUAAAUAUUAUUAUAAUAAAUUAAUUAAAUUCAGAGAUAAAUUAAUAAAAAAUUAGUAAUUAAGAUUAUAUAGUAACAUUCUGAGGGUAGACAGUCCAGUGCAAUAUUAAAGAUAUCUUUAUUAAAUGAUGUAACUCCAAUAUACAGGAGGCAAUCAGUAAAGAAUAAAUGAUAAUGAUUCUUAUAUAAAUUACAAAAACAAUUAUCUAAAUGAUAUUAAAGAAAAUUCUCUAAUUUAGUUGACUACUCUGAAAAGAUUCAUACACAUAAUUAUAUGUUGUUAAUUAUUAUUAUUAUUAUUAUUAUUUUAUUACUUUUUAUAAUAAUAUAUUGUUAUUAAUAUUGUUUAUUAUUAUUAUUAUUACAUAGUUUAGAAAUAUAGUAUUAUUUAAUAUUAUUAUAUAGUUAUUUGAGAAAAAUGUAAUGUUCUAUAUGUGUAUAUGAAUAAGUGUUUUUUAUGUGGUCUUGAGUGUAUUCUUGAAAUAGAUAUUUUUUUAUGAAGUCAGAGACCAUCCCUUCAACUGCUAAGACUCCUCUAUGUGCUUCUAAUGUAGGGGUUCUGAACUGUCGGCUCGCUGGCCAUUUCCAUCCCACAAGUGUAUGUUAUGCUGGCCGCAAUAAAAAUCCUAAAAAAGAGAAUAAAAAUAAUAAUUUUAAUAAAAAUUUAACCACUAUUAUAGAAACAAUUCACAUUACAUUACCAAUAUUGCUUUCAUUUGGUAGGAGGGAGUGGCCAGCGCCCUCUAGACCUGACCUCCAUUAGGGAGCUUUCGUUUGCACGACGACAUGAGGACGUAGAACGUAAUAUCACUAAAAGUCAUCUAUGCAUGCGAGAACGUUAAGUUCCCAUCGCAUCAAUUCUAGGACGCAAUUUGGCCAAAUCUACGUAUGCAGAGAACGUAGGAUGCCCAUUAGGACGGUCACGCAUGAGUGAUUCCGUUCUAGCAAAUUAAAGUUCCCUAUAGUACCUCAAUGAUCCGAUAUCUACUAAUUAUUUACUAACAAAAUGGAAAAAAAUGAAAAAAAUUUCCCCCCUCCCACAAAAAAAAGAAAAUUAUAAAUUUUUUUUUUCCUCCAAUUUUUUUUUUUUUUUUUUUUAAAUAUAUAUUUUUUCAAUACCAUAGAAAACAUGUGCGUGAGGAAGGUAAACUAAUAAUUUUUUUUAAAUGGGCAUUAUCAAUUGUUUCCCUGAAACACUAUGCAUAGCAAAGUAUAAUUAGAUGCAUAAUGAGAAAGCUCAUAAACAGACCUCCCGGAAUAAGUGACUUCUUCCAACGUGGGACCCCUCAUACCUUCAAAUGUAUUUAAUCCACAGACUUGGCCCCUGUUGUAAUGCAAUUGAAAACACCUGCUUAAAUUUUCACAAUUAUUACUAUAACUGAGUUUUUUGAGAGUUUUAUUUUACCACAUGGUUGUUGAAAACUCUUAUUAUUUCUAUCUUAAAAAAUCUCUCUUUUUGUUUAAAUUAUCCCACCAAACAGUUUAGUUCCUGUGAGUAGCAAUGUGUAAUUCUUUUCAAUGCUUAAAUUCUUUCUGUUUUUUUUUUGUUUUUUUUUGUAAUUUAAUACUACAAUGGUUUUUCAUGCUAAUAAUAUUACUUCUGGUGUUAAAUUUUGUCUUUCAUCUAUUUUAUUUCUUCCAACAAACCUUUAUCUUAUAAUUUAUAAUUAUUUUAAUUAUUGUAAUUGUACAUAAAAAGGAGUAUUAAUUUAGACAUAUUUAUGAAAUGUUUUAAAAAUAGUCUUGUUUCAGUGUAUCUGGUAUUUAGUGUGGUUUUUGUUGAUGAAAUAAUUGUUGAUAAAGUUAUGUCAAAUUCCUUAAUCUCAGUAGUAAUUUAUGUACUAUUUAUUUAUGUAAAAUAAAGUCUUUCAGAGUUACAAAUGAAUUAAUUUCACUCCAUAAUUGCUUGUAACUUUAAACAUUCUUUUUUUUGUUUAUAUUUACCUUGUAAUGUGUUGGUGCAUUGUGAAUGAAUAAACCGAAUAAUAAAAGUAAAAUGAGAACUAUUGGUUUC
Messenger RNA from Anneissia japonica, 7273 nucleotides. RefSeq names its product small G protein signaling modulator 3 homolog. Gene Ontology annotation, molecular function: protein binding. Bases 139 to 2586 code for a protein of 815 amino acids. NCBI's taxonomy places the organism in Eukaryota, Metazoa, Echinodermata, Crinoidea, Comatulida, Comatulidae. The transcript has 23 exons. The record is from RefSeq and is a predicted model, not a curated record.